AUGCCUUUUGGUCAGUUGCCCGUGCUCGAAGUCGACGGAAAGCAGCUAUGUCAGUCGCAGGCCAUCGCCAGGUAUCUUGCCAGGGAAUUCGCAACUUCAUUUAGGUUAUGCUGGCAAAACCGCUUGGGAUCAGGCACAAGUGGACGCCAUUGGCCGAUCCAGGUCAACGACUUCUUCCUAGAGAUUCGUCCAUACUUCAGAGUAUUGACGGGCCAAGAAAAAGGCGACGUGGAGACCGUAGGAAAAGAUAUGCUUGUGCCGGCUUUCCAUAAAUUCUACGCUUUCAUGUCGAAAAUACUAAAUAAUAACAAAACUGGAUACCUUGUCGGGGAUUCGCUGACGUGGGUUGAUCUGCUAUUGGCUGAAACAGCCACCAUUGCUCAGAAAUUCCCGCAGGUCUACGACGGAUUCCCUGAGGUACUCUUUCACUUUCUUGGAGAUGUUGCCCAUAUGAUAGCGAUGUAUUUUCUAAAUGUGGUUGUUAAUUAA
This is a messenger RNA of Cooperia oncophora, 489 nucleotides long. NCBI's taxonomy places the organism in Eukaryota, Metazoa, Nematoda, Chromadorea, Rhabditida, Trichostrongylidae. The record is from the annotation of a GenBank genome assembly.